This is a messenger RNA of Protobothrops mucrosquamatus (brown spotted pit viper), 1640 nucleotides long. RefSeq names its product potassium channel regulator (gene KCNRG). Gene Ontology annotation, molecular function: protein binding. NCBI's taxonomy places the organism in Eukaryota, Metazoa, Chordata, Lepidosauria, Squamata, Viperidae. The transcript has 2 exons. Gene Ontology annotation, cellular component: endoplasmic reticulum. The record is from RefSeq and is a predicted model, not a curated record. Bases 129 to 956 code for a protein of 275 amino acids. Gene Ontology annotation, biological process: negative regulation of delayed rectifier potassium channel activity; protein homooligomerization.
UAUGCUUGUGAAAUUCUACUGUAAGUGUAAGCAGAAGCUGAUUUAGUAUUUUUGGGUUUUUUUGUUUUGCAUAAAUUUGUAUAAUAUUGGGAUAUAUCUACUGCCAACUCAAUUUUCCUGUGAAGAGGAUGAGUAAUCAAGAUGUAAUUGUUUUAAAUGUCGGUGGGCUUAAAUUUACCACAAGGCCUUCUACACUACAAAAGUUCCCUGAGUCAAGAUUGGCAAGAAUGUUGAAUGGCAAUGACCCUGAAUUUAAGUUGCUAAAUGGCCAGUAUUUUGUGGACCGUGAUGGAGUUCUCUUCAGCUAUAUUUUGGAUAGCUUAAGAACUUUCCAGCUUGCCCUGCCCAGUGACUUCUCAGACUACAAGAGAUUGCAGAGGGAAGCUGACUUCUAUGAACUUUAUUCUGUGUCUGAUCUCCUACAUCAGGAAAAUUUGCUGAAACCCAAGCCAGAGAUCUUAGAAAUACGAUUCUUGCUCCAGGAAAUGCAGGGCUUUUUUCGUAUAUUUGGUUCCAGCAGCGUAACUAUUGAUGAGCUGGCUGACCGGAUCACCACCUUUGCAGAAAAUUUUAUAGGAAUGAGCUGGAAAAAUCAUCAUGUCCCUUCUCAGCAGUCACUGACUCCCCUUUCUUUGGAGAGGCCUUCGCAUCAUGAUCUUGUCUUCCAAUGCGGCAUCACCUACAGUGAUCAAUCUGUUGCAAGAUAUGUUUCUAUAAAACCUGAUAAGAGGAAGCUGUUUAAUGGAGCUAAUGUUCUUGGACUACUGAUUGAUAUCUUACUGAAAGAUGGAUUUCAUUUACUGAGUUCUAGGACAGUUUCAGCUGAGGAAAAAAUUGAGUGUUAUUGUUUUGAAAGAAUGAGAUCACCAGAUGUCUUUACCAUCAAUAUCAGACAAACACAAAGAGCGACUACUAUGCAACCAUCAAAACAAAUUCAGAUGAAGAAGUCCAAAUGAUAUAAUAUUCUAAGAAAGAUUGUAUAAAGUAUAAAGUUGUAUGUCAUCCUGCAAUUUCUUGGGGAUGUGGAGGGCCAUAUAAAUGUGAUAAAUAAGCAAUUAUGAUUGAAAAAGAACACAACUUUUGCAUGCAGCUUAGGGUUUUUAUUAGAUUUCUUUUACUGAAAUGAGAAGAAAAUAAAUAAGCAAUUAAAAUUGAAAGACAGCAAAAUUCUUGCUUGGAGCGUAUUUUUAUUAUAUUGAAUUUUAUUAUGUUUAAGCUUGAUAUUAGUAAUGGUAUUUUGUAACCAUUUUAUAUUGAUAUUAGUAGUGAUAUUUUGUAAUCAUUUUUAUGUAUAGAUAUAUAUGUUUUUGUUUGUGCGUAAGCAGCUUUGUGGGUGCCUUAUAUUGGGAAAUUGUUUAUAUGGAAGCCAAUGCUUUAUGUACAGGUGAUUGCUUACAUAAAAGAAGAAAAAUGAAAUUCAAUGGUUCAGGAAAUAAGGAGGGGGGAAGGUGAGCUAGCCUGGAUUGAUGUGUAUGAGUCACUACCUUGGAAUUUGUUUUUCUGUACCUUCUUGCUCCUGAUACUGAGACUUGAGCUUCUUUGUUCUGAAGGGGUAUAAAAAGUGGAAGAAAUCUUUUCUGUGUGUGCCUUCACCCCUUUUUAAGCAGCCAUGAAAGGGGAGGAGGACAUCCGAAUCUGUU